AUGAACGUAACGGGUGAUUUAAACGAAUUACAAAAUGGAGAAGAAGAUAAAUGUUCAGAGAGUUUAUUUUUUCCUUUUUUAAACGACAUUCAUUUGAAUCCGAUUAUUAGAGGGAUUUUAUAUUUUUUUGCACUUGCUUAUUCUUUUGUUGGAGUUUCUGUUGUCACCGAUAUAUUCAUGGGUGCUGUUGUCACAAUAACAAGUCAAACAAAAAAAGUUUAUUUGGGAAAAUUUAAAAAAAAGCCAGAAGAAAGUGAGAGUGCUUUGAAUGUGACAGCAACAUCAACCCAUCAACUUGAUUUCAUUGAAGUUCGUGUAUGGAACGAUACAGUUGCUAAUCUGACAUUAAUGGCACUGGGAACAUCAGCACCAGAAAUAUUAUUAGCUUGCAUGGAAGUAAUUAAACGUAAUUUCGAAUCGGGAGAAUUGGGACCGGGAACGAUAGUCGGAUCAGCAGCAUUCAAUCUUCUACUAAUAACCGCCAUUUGCAUAAUAAGCGUCCCCAAUGGGGAAUCACGAAGAAUUCGAUUGUUUAAUGUUUUCAUCGUUUGCUCGAUAUUCAGCAUACUGGCCUACGUUUGGCUUUGGAUAAUUUUGAGUUUGUUUUCUCCGCACGUCGUCGAAUUGUGGGAAGCAAUCGCGACUUUUCUCAUGUUUCCCGCUCUUAUAUUCUUUGCUUUUGCAACGGAUAAAAAAUGGCUGGAUAUAAGAUUGUUGAUGUCGAAAAAAAAAAGGCUGACUCGAGCUCACGAAAUCAAAAUGGAAGAGAGUAAAAAAAUAUUUGUCGAAAGGAAAUUUAUCAAGGAUGGAAAAAUCGAUAAAGAAACUCUUUAUUCUUUUUUCAAAGAAUUGAAAAAAUAUCCGGGGAUAUCGAACGAAGAUGCCGCCAUAUUAGCUGCAUCCAAAAUCAUCGAUUCUGAACCGCAGUCUGCUGCCACUUAUCGCAUGAGCGCCAUUCGUGAUCUUACGGGUGGAAGAAAACUAAGGCCGAGACUUUCGUUAAAACUUCAAGAAGUUUACGAUACAAUCAAUCAAUAUCCCCUGGGAUCCGCUUUGAGUCUUCUCCCGGAAAUAUCAAUGAAAAAUGCCAUUGUUGAAUUUCACUCGGCCACGUGUGCCGUACGUGAAAAUAUCGGAAGUUUUUUUAUAACCGUAUGCAGACACGGAAAUCUCGAACCAUCCGUUAAAGUCAGAGUUGAAAGUGUCGAUGGUUCUGCCAAAGCGGGAGAUGAUUAUGUAAAAGUAGACGAAAUAUUAGUAUUCGAACCGGAAGAAACGGAAAAAUUAGUACUCGUGAAAAUAGUAGAUGAUACCCAAUGGGAACCGAACGAAGAAUUUUUUUUAAAAUUAUCAUUAACGGAACAUUCUGGAAAUGCCAAUGUUCAAAUCGGAAGGAUUUCAAUUAUGGAAAUUACAAUUUUGGAUGAUGAUAAACCUGGAGUUAUUUCUUUUGAAAAAACUGGAAUCCUCGUGAAAGAAAGCGCGGAAUGCGUUGUUAUAAACGUACGUAGGAAAUACGGAGCGGAUGGUGAAGUAUCGGUUAAAUGGCGAACGAAUAAUGAUACCGCAAUAUCUGGUAAAGAUUUCCUAGGCGGCGAAGGAGAAUUGAUAUUUAAACAUCGCGAAAUACUUCAAACGAUCGAAAUACCAUUACUCAACGAAAUAAGACCCGAAAAAGAUAGUUAUUUCUUUGUCGAAUUGUUUUCUCCGAGCAAUGAUGCAUCUUUAGGAGACAUAAAAGUUAUUUGCGUGACAAUAACGAACGAUGAGGAUUUUGCCAACAUAAUAGAUAAAAUGUUGGCGAUGACAAAUUUAAAAUUGAAAACGCUUUCGAUUUACCGCAAAACUUGGGCAUCGCAAAUAAAAGACGCGAUGAACGUCAACGGGGGUGACGUGAAAAAUGCAACGGCAACCGAUUACGUUUUACAUUUCAUAUCGUUCAAUUGGAAAGUUUUGUUUUCUUUUAUACCGCCGCCGAGCAUGUUUCGCGGUUGGUUAUGUUUUAUCGUGUCUUUGUGUGCCAUCGGUUUCGUCACGGCCGUCAUCGAAGAUAUAGCAUCGUUAUUCGGAUGCGUCGUGGGAUUAAAAGAUACAAUAACCGCGAUCACUUUGGUUGCGAUGGGUACGUCACUUCCGGAUACUUUUGCCAGCAGAACGGCCGCAUUAAAAGAACAAUACGCGGAUACAUCGAUCGGAAACAUAACCGGAAGUAAUUCCGUAAACGUUUUUUUGGGUCUCGGUCUUCCUUGGCUAAUGGCAACCAUUUAUCACACUCAUAACGGUACGGUAUUCAAAGUACCUGCGGGAACUUUAGGUUUCAGCGUACUCCUGUUUACGAUUUCCGCCGUCAUCGCCAUAGCAUUAUUAAUAGGAAGAAGAAAUUCGUCAUUUUGCGGUAAGGCCGAAUUGGGGGGUUCGGUAUUUUUUAAAUUAUUAUCCGGUGGUUUAUUAAUUAUUUUAUGGGUGUUUUACAUAGUUAUGUCGUGUUUGAAAGAAUACCGCGUCAUCGAUGUUAAUUUUUAA
Messenger RNA from Pediculus humanus corporis (human body louse), 2523 nucleotides. RefSeq lists its product as uncharacterized. The record is from RefSeq and is a predicted model, not a curated record. The transcript has 9 exons. Gene Ontology annotation, cellular component: membrane. The coding region runs from base 1 to 2523 and encodes 840 amino acids. Gene Ontology annotation, biological process: calcium ion transport; transmembrane transport; cell communication. NCBI's taxonomy places the organism in Eukaryota, Metazoa, Arthropoda, Insecta, Psocodea, Pediculidae. Gene Ontology annotation, molecular function: calcium:sodium antiporter activity.